AUGCUGAAAGCAAUUUGCAUGCCUGCUGCAUCAAACUUUAAGGACUGGUUUGAUUGUUUUUUGAAGUUUCAAGGCAAGGAUGGGGAUGCAACACAGGUGGGUGAGUAUGCUAAGGCAUUCUUGCAAGAGUAUUGGAAUAUCCAUAAGAGGCAAGAAACACGUCGAUAUAAGGAGCAUACCAAAUGGGUAGCACCAGAUGAGAGUUAUCUAAAUAUUAACAUGGAUGGAGCUUUCUCUAAAGAAGCAACUGGCGUUGGUGUGGUGGUGAGGAAUCACUUGGGUCAAGUGGAGGCUAUAAUGGCUACACGGGUCGAAGGAGCUCACAAUGCAGAACAUGUGGAAUGCUUGGCUUUUCUCACUGCUUUGGAGUUUGCAAGAGACUUUGGAAUCUCGCAUUUCUUGCUCGAAAGGGAUGCUUUAAAUAUUGUUCAAAGGAUUAACAGCAAUGAACCUGAUUUGUCAUUGAUAGGUAACUUAAUCCAUGGCAUCAGAGCUAUGCUGCAUACUUUUGAUUUUGUCAAGGUUAGUCAUGUGAGGAGGACCAAUAAUGUCCCUACCCACAUCAUGCCAAAGUUAUCGUUAUCUUUUGAGGGAAGUAGAGUUUGGUUUGUAAACUUCCCCAAGUCUGUUAUUGAGGCUGCUCUUGUAGAUUUGCAAUGA
This is a messenger RNA of Coffea arabica (coffee), 660 nucleotides long. RefSeq lists its product as uncharacterized. The record is from RefSeq and is a predicted model, not a curated record. Lineage: Eukaryota; Viridiplantae; Streptophyta; Magnoliopsida; Gentianales; Rubiaceae. Gene Ontology annotation, molecular function: nucleic acid binding; RNA-DNA hybrid ribonuclease activity.